AUGCAACGAGUUGACGCCAAACGCGCGAGCGAGCUGUCGCUGUUCCGCCCCCUGGGUGCAUCGUACUACGCUAACUCGACCUCCGUACACCCGGAACAUUACGAGGACCUAAUCAAUGGCGGUUGGCGGCGAUCGGGGAACCUCUACUACAAACAAAAUUUGCUGCAAUCUUGUUGUCCUCAUUACACUUUAAGGCUAGAGGCUACGGCCUAUCGCCCCCGCCGCGAUCAACGCAAGGCCAUCAACAAAUGGAACAAGUUCAUCCUAGGUCCGGAGUAUAUGCGCAAGGCUGCCCGCCUCUGCCCGCGAACUCGCGAAGAGAAAAAGCACCGCAAGUGCAACUUUGACCUUGUGUCAGCUGUCCAUCUGAGCGAGUAUGACAAUGUCAAACGGCCCAUCGACCCUGCCACUAAGCGUCCCAUUGAGCCGGCACACCGCUUCGAAGUCACCAUCGAAGGAGACUCUGUGUCCCAGGCAAAGUUUGAGCUGUUCGUUAAAUACCAAACUGCCAUCCAUAAAGAGGAUGUCUCUCACUGGAAACCCAAGGAUUUCCAACGCUUCCUAUGCACAGGGAUCAAGCGAUCACCGAACCCGCUAGCAGCCAACAACGCCUCUGAGAAGAAAGUCGGUUCAUGGCAUCAGUGCUAUCGUCUCGAUGGCGAGCUCAUUGCCGUUGCGGUCCUCGACCUGGUGCCCAGCGGCGUCAGCUCUGUCUACGUCUUUUAUGAUCCGGCCUACGAGCAAUGGGAAAUCGGUAAGCUGAGUGCUAUGCGCGAAAUUGCCUUCUCGGUCGAGAACCAAUAUCCGUACUACUACAUGGGGUACUACAUUCACUCCUGUCAGAAAAUGCGGUACAAGGCCAAUUUCCGCCCCCAGUACAUCCUUGACCCUGAAUCCGGCGACUGGGAUCCGCUUGAUGGAGAACUGGCGGAGAAGCUUAAUUCUCGUUCUUACGUAUCCUUGUCUCGGGACCGGGCUUCCUCCCCUGCGCCUCUAGUCUCGGAGAACGAGACCAACGCCGAUGCAGAUGACGUCUCACUCUUUGAGAUUGGGAUGCCUGGCAUUCUUACCCUCUCCCAGGUGGAAGAACUAGACCUGGAUCAUUGGUUGCUGUUUGUUAAGAACAAUCUUGUUCAUAUGAAGGAUUUGGUCAAAUGGGAAACCAUGUCUAUGACUUCACCAAUGUCUAUCAAGGGUAUAAUUGCUGAAUUAGCAGCCGUGCUAGGCCCUAAAGUAGUCCGCAACAGUGCAGUGGACUUGUUUGGCUAA
Molecule: messenger RNA, 1269 nt
Organism: Penicillium paradoxum
Lineage: Eukaryota; Fungi; Ascomycota; Eurotiomycetes; Eurotiales; Aspergillaceae
Product: arginyltransferase
Exons: 8
Coding region: 1-1269 (422 amino acids)
Biological process (GO): protein arginylation
Cellular component (GO): cytoplasm
Molecular function (GO): arginyl-tRNA--protein transferase activity
Source: RefSeq, a predicted model, not a curated record